Galeopterus variegatus (Sunda flying lemur) is the source of this 1866-nucleotide messenger RNA. It is a transcript of the gene CDHR5, whose product is annotated as cadherin-related family member 5. The annotation marks the transcript as partial. The transcript has 13 exons. Lineage: Eukaryota; Metazoa; Chordata; Mammalia; Dermoptera; Cynocephalidae. Gene Ontology annotation, biological process: adherens junction organization; homophilic cell-cell adhesion; calcium-dependent cell-cell adhesion. Gene Ontology annotation, cellular component: membrane; catenin complex; adherens junction. The record is from RefSeq and is a predicted model, not a curated record. Gene Ontology annotation, molecular function: cadherin binding; calcium ion binding.
AUGGGGGCUUGGGCCCUUCUGUGGCCUCUCCUGCUGCCGCUGCUCAUCGGGCUGCUGGGUCAACUCCCGGAGGCUCAGGCCCAGGCCUGCACCGUGAGUGAGAACUUCUUCGAGGUCGAGGAGAACACGAAUCUCACCGAGCCCCUGGUGAACAUCUCCACCCCGGAGGGCUAUCAGGUGACCCUCGGGUCCUCGUCCACACCCUUUGCAUUUCUGAUCCUGAGGAACCAGCUGUUUCUCAACGUGAUUCCUGAUUAUGAGGAGAACUCGAUACUGCAGGCUGAGCUGGAGUGCAAGCGGGGGGAAACACUGACCCGGAUCCUGACCUCCAUGUCCCACCAGGGCCUCGACCACCAGCUUCUCCUCUCUGGAACCUUCCAAGUGAUCCUCUUGCUCCCCUCCUGCCCCUGCCCGCCCCAUCCCACUCUCUGCAUGGCAGAGUGGCUGGACCCCGAGCCCCCCUCCCCGACACCACAGCACGACACCCACGAUGCCCCAGUGCGUGCCUCUAAAGGACCCUUCUUUCUGAGACGUAGCUGUCAUACCGACAUCACACCCCAGAAAAGCAGUAGCUGCCACCAACCUGUGACAUCCGGAGCGCUGCCUCUGCCCGCGGCCGCAGAGGCGUCUGCUCCAGCUGCUCGAAUCGGGAUCCAAGCCAGGUCCACAGCCCGCAAACGGCUGAUGACUCUCUCAAGUUUCUCCAUCCUCCUCUGCCCCCAGGACACCAAGGUGAACUCUACCGUCAUCCCUGAGGAGGAACUGGAGGCCGAGGACCGCGACAAGGACGACAUCCUGUUCUAUACCCUCCAGGAAGUGACCCCGGGCGUCAGGGACUUCUUCUCCCUGGUGGGUGCAAACCGCCCCGCCCUGAGGCUGGACCAGCGUCUGGACUUCUACAAGUGGCCGAGCGUGACCUUCCUGCUGCUGGUGCGGGACACCCGGGAGGAGAACGCAGAACCCAGCCACACGGCCACGGCCACCGUGCUCCUGGAGGUGCUGCCCGCCGACCUGCGGCCCCCUUGGUUCCUGCCCUGCUCCUACUCGGAUGAUCACGUCUGCAUCGAAGCCCAGUACCACGGGGCUGUGCCCACGGGACAGCAACUGCUGCAGCCCCUCAUCCUGCGCCCUGGGCCCGUCUACGCUGUGGAUGGAGACCGAGGCAUCAAUCAGCGCAUCCUCUACAGCAUUUUAACAGGAAACGUGAACAACACAUUUGUCAUCGGUGCAGACUCAGGCAAUCUCACCAUGAAAAGUAGUGUCCCCAGCCCCAUGACCUUCCUUCUGGUGGUGAAGGGCGAGCAGGCCGACUUUGCCCGCUAUUCGGUUACUCAAGUGACAGUGGAGGCCCGCGCUGCCAACGGGAGCCUGCCCCACUUCCCCCAGAGCCUGUACCACGGCACCGUGGUGCUUGGCUCUGGAGCAGGCGUGGCAGUCAAGGACGCAGAUGACCCCUCUCAGCCUCUGAGGAUCCAGGCUCAGGACCCAGAGUUCCCGGACCUCAACUCUGCCAUCAUGUAUCAAGUCACCAACCACUCAUACUUCUGGAUGAACGGGGAGACCAUGCUGACCACCACGACCCUGACAAGAGCAGAAGUCUUCUAUGCAGAGGUUGAGGCCAAGAACACAGUGACCUCGGGCACAGCAACCACAGUUGUCGAGAUACAAGUUUCAGAGAAGGAGGUCCCCUCCACAGGGAUGCCGGCAGAAGGCCUCGCCCAGGACCGGCGCUUCUCAGUGGUGGACAUGGCGGUCCUGGGCGGGGUGCUGGGUGCGCUGCUGCUGCUGGCCAUCACUGGGCUCACGGUCCUGGUCCACAAGCACUACUGCCACCAGCUCGGGUGCUGCUCCCGCAAAGCUCCUCUG